Solanum stenotomum is the source of this 2068-nucleotide messenger RNA. RefSeq names its product cellulose synthase A catalytic subunit 2 [UDP-forming]-like. Gene Ontology annotation, cellular component: trans-Golgi network; plasma membrane. Gene Ontology annotation, molecular function: cellulose synthase (UDP-forming) activity. The transcript is spliced from 6 exons. Bases 8 to 1639 code for a protein of 543 amino acids. Gene Ontology annotation, biological process: cellulose biosynthetic process; plant-type primary cell wall biogenesis. Lineage: Eukaryota; Viridiplantae; Streptophyta; Magnoliopsida; Solanales; Solanaceae. The record is from RefSeq and is a predicted model, not a curated record.
UGGUGCCAUGAAUGCUUUGAUGCGUGUAUCAGCAGUCAUAUCAAAUGCUCCUUACAUGCUCAAUGUGGAUUGUGAUCACUAUAUAAAUAACAGUAAGGCACUGAGAGAAGCUAUGUGCUUUAUGAUGGACCCCACUUCAGGAAAGAAAAUAUGCUACGUACAAUUUCCUCAAAGAUUUGAUGGUAUUGACAGGCAUGACAGAUACUCCAACCGCAAUGUGGUCUUCUUUGAUAUCAAUAUGAAAGGACUUGAUGGGAUCCAGGGUCCAAUCUAUGUGGGCACUGGAUGUGUCUUCAGGAGGCAAGCCCUUUAUGGUUAUGAUGCUCCAAAGAAGACAAAACCUCCAGGAAAAACAUGCAACUGCUGGCCGAAAUGGUGUUGCUGUUGUUUCGGUUCUCGAAAGAAGCAUAAGAAAGCGAAAACAACCAAGGAUAACAAAAAAAAGCCAAAGAGCAAGGAGGCUUCACCACAAAUUCAUGCCCUUGAAAAUAUUGAGGAAGGAAUUGAAGGAAUUGAUAGUGAAAAAGCAGCCCUCAUGCCUCAGAUAAAACUUGAGAAGAAAUUUGGCCAAUCACCGGUAUUUGUUGCUUCAACACUUCUAGAAGAUGGUGGCAUUCCUCCAGGAGCAACAUCAGCAUCUCUCUUGAAAGAAGCAAUACAUGUUAUUAGUUGUGGUUAUGAAGACAAAACAGAAUGGGGCAAAGAGAUUGGAUGGAUUUAUGGAUCUGUUACAGAGGAUAUCCUUACUGGAUUUAAGAUGCACUGCCAUGGUUGGAGAUCCGUCUACUGCAUGCCCAAUAGGCCUGCAUUUAAAGGGUCAGCUCCUAUCAAUCUUUCAGAUCGUCUUCACCAGGUUCUGCGAUGGGCUUUGGGAUCUGUUGAAAUUUUCUUCAGUAGACAUUGUCCAAUUUGGUAUGGAUAUGGGUGUGGUCUGAAGCCUCUGGAGCGGUUUUCGUACAUAAACUCAGUGGUCUACCCAUUGACUUCUAUUCCUUUGAUCAUAUAUUGUACAUUGCCGGCCGUCUGUUUGCUUACAGGGAAAUUUAUUGUUCCAGAGAUUAGCAACUAUGCUAGCAUUCUUUUCAUGGGACUUUUCAUAAUGAUUGCUGUGACGAGUGUUAUUGAGAUGCAAUGGGGAGGUGUUUCUAUUGAUGACUGGUGGAGAAACGAGCAGUUUUGGGUGAUUGGUGGUGCCUCAUCUCACCUAUUUGCUCUUGUCCAAGGUCUUCUUAAAGUUUUGGCUGGUGUCAACACUAGCUUCACUGUUACUUCCAAAGCAGCAGACGAUGGGGAGUUUUCUGAGCUUUAUCUGUUCAAGUGGACAUCUUUGUUGAUUCCUCCUAUGACUUUGUUAAUUCUUAACAUCAUUGGAGUUGUAGUCGGUAUCUCAGAUGCAAUCAACAAUGGUUAUGAUUCUUGGGGUCCUCUAUUCGGUAGACUUUUCUUCGCUUUAUGGGUCAUUGUUCAUCUGUAUCCCUUCCUGAAGGGUUGCAUGGGUAGACAAAACAACGUUCCAACCAUCAUUAUUGUCUGGUCCAUCCUUCUCGCAUCUAUCUGCUCCUUAUUGUGGGUCCGACUCAACCCAUUCACCGCCAAAGGUGGACUCAGUUUAGAGGUAUGUGGCUUGGACUGUGAUUAAGUAAGCAGCAUUGUAGAACAUGUUGUAUGAUAUCAAAAUAGAGCUCAAACUCAGGGAGAAGGAACAAGGGGUAUGUUUUUUUAUCUCCCGACAAUUUGGUCAUCGACGAAAAGUUUUGAGUUGGACAAGCAGAGAAUGAGCUCUGUUGAUUGUUGUAUAAAGGGCAGAAUAGCAGAUACAUUGAUAUUUGUUUUGCAAAGUUUUUUCUUGAUUCUUUUGAUAGAUUUUGGGAUUUGUUGCUUGGAGUGCAGUGGAGUUCCCAUUAUUUGUAAUAUCAACCAAACAUAAAAAUUGUUGUGUUAAGCCACAACACCCCCUCCCCUUAUUAAUAAGGGACUUCACACAGAAAAAUGUUGUCAAAAAUUUCAUCAGUAAUUAUGAACUAUAUUACACUGUUGUAAUUUCAAGAAAGUGAAACUCCAAGACUUU